Messenger RNA from Terrapene triunguis (Three-toed box turtle), 1825 nucleotides. It is a transcript of the gene TTC16, whose product is annotated as tetratricopeptide repeat domain 16. NCBI's taxonomy places the organism in Eukaryota, Metazoa, Chordata, Testudines, Emydidae. Gene Ontology annotation, molecular function: protein binding. The transcript has 12 exons. The record is from RefSeq and is a predicted model, not a curated record. Bases 62 to 1825 code for a protein of 587 amino acids.
CUCAAAUUAUUUUACCCAUUUGGAUCAUAGAUGUAAAUGGCAGCUUUAAACCCAGGUCCACAUGGCUGUUGAACAUACAGAGGUAGGACUGGAGAUGAAGACAGAGACUAAAGGACUGUUCCCGACUGCUGUGUCCAAAGAGAAUCUCCGGGAGAGAUCCCUGCGAAAGAUCUUUGGGUCCAGCCAGACUUUGCGAGACCUUAAGGACCCCAGCGGAGUGAAGUCCCCAACAGCGAUUGUGCAGAACAGGAUACAGGAGCACUGUCAGAGAGGGAAGGAGUUCUUCUCCCAAGGCGAGUGGGAGAAAGUUGUCAUUUGUUAUUCCAAAGCCAUUAACCUGAACCCCCAACAGGUGGAGUUCUAUGUACAGAAGGCAGAAGCCUUUCUCCAGCUCUGUGAUUUCCAGUCUGCUGUGCUGAACCUCAGAAAGGCGUAUUCCUUGUCCUCUGCAAAGGAAGAAUAUGUAGAGCGCAUGGCCUUCAUUAUUUACCUGCAGGGCCAAUGUCUGUUUGACCAAGAGGUCUAUUGGGAUGCUUUGGAGUCCUUCACUCGAGCCUCAGAGCUGCAGCCUGACAACUCACUCUAUCGCAGGAGGAGCAUUGCCUGUCUUGCAGCCCUGAACAGAUACCAUGACUGUUUUCGGCUUGUCAAUGAAGAGCUAGAUCAAGACUCAAAGAACCCAGAUCUGUACAUCCUGAGAGCCAAGCUGCAUGAGCACUUCUGUCGGGCUACCUUGUGUUACCAGGACGUCCAGGAGGCCAUUGCGCUGGAGCCGCGGCACGAAGAAGCUCAGAUUCUAAUGCAGAGGCUUCUGAAACGAGCACAGAAAGCCAAGAACCAGGCUAUGAAUAAGGCCUUGAAGGGAAACCUGAAGGAUGCCCUGCUCAAAAUCACCUUUGCCAUAGAGAACAGCCCCUUUGAUGCAGGGUACUUCAUCUUCAGAGGGACUCUACACAGAAGGGUCAAAGACUUCAACUCAGCCAUUGAUGAUUACAUCAAGGCCACAGAGCUCUGUGAAGAAGAGGGAGCUGUGGCCAUGGAGGCGCAACGGCAGCUCCUGCUCACGUACAACGACUUUGCAGUGCACUGCUAUACUCAGGGCUUCUUCGAAGAGGCUGUGCUGCUCCUCAACAAAGCCCUGAAAGGGGAGAAGAACGAGAAGGGACUCUAUGUCAACAGAGGAGACUGCCUCUUCAGGCUGGGAGAGCUAACCUUUGCCUUGGCGGAUUAUCAGCAGGCGCUGGAAUUGAGUCCAAUGGACUUUAGUUUGCGAAGACGUGUUGGUAUGUUGCUGGAUGAACUAGGAUUGCAGGAGCACAAGCAGAGAAAAUACCAGCGGGCAGUACACUGUUUCUCUGGUGCUAUCGAGAGCAACCCUCGCCUGCCACACUAUUACCUGCACCGGGCCAAGAGCCGCCUGUUCCUGCAGGAUGAGAUGAGUGCUAAGGAGGAUGUGAUCAUAGCUCUGUUGCUGGACCCUGAAAAUGAUGCGGUCCUACCUGUUAUGACCAGCCUCUUUCCAGGACAGCCCAUCCAGGAUAUUAUUAGCAGCAAGAUUGCGGAGGUUGCCAAAACAAUCUUGGAAAGAAAACUUCAAGCCUGCCCCUACUCCAACAGUCCAGCUAAACUCAAAUGGCCACCUGGAGCUCUGGAGGGUGAACCAAAGGAACCAGGUGCUCAGCGUGAAGAUCCUGAGAGAGCCCUGCAGGAUUCAGAGAGCGUCAUCAGCCCUUGUGCCACGGAACAUGAACUGUACAAGCAGAUAGCCAGCUCCAGCAGGACAGUGAGUAAAGUAAGUGAACCUGUCUUGGAGGAGAAAAGGUGA